UGGCAGGAGUCGUAUGUGCAGUCUCCUCUGCUCAAGGCGGAGUUUCGCAAGGCGCGCGACGUGGCGUUGGAGAAUGGGCUGGAUCUCGAGCAGAUGCACUUGGACCAGGAUUGGGAGUUUUUCGUCGAAAGUGGGGUCAAGAAGGGCAUUGCGAGGCGGUUCAUUGAGGAUAUCGGCGAAUGGGCUAGGUUGUUUGAG
Messenger RNA from Aspergillus aculeatinus CBS 121060, 198 nucleotides. RefSeq lists its product as uncharacterized. The transcript has a single exon. The annotation marks the transcript as partial. NCBI's taxonomy places the organism in Eukaryota, Fungi, Ascomycota, Eurotiomycetes, Eurotiales, Aspergillaceae. The record is from RefSeq and is a predicted model, not a curated record.